Messenger RNA from Notolabrus celidotus (New Zealand spotty), 1369 nucleotides. Its product is annotated as retinal guanylyl cyclase 2-like. The record is from RefSeq and is a predicted model, not a curated record. Lineage: Eukaryota; Metazoa; Chordata; Actinopteri; Labriformes; Labridae.
CCAGGAUGCAGCUUCCUCGUUGGUUGCUAGGCGCAUCUCUGUGCUUGCUAUGCAUCACAGAGGUCUGGACGGCGACCUUCAAGCUGGCUCUGAUUGGCCCGUGGUCAUGUGACCCCAUGUUUUCCCGAGCGAUGCCGACGGCCGCGGCUAACCUGGCGUUGUCACGGUUACGCAGCGACAGCGGCCUAAGCAGAGGAUACUGGUACGACGUGAAACUGCUGGAGGAGGACUGCUCUGUCUCCAAAGCGCUCUCAGAACUCGGAGAGAGAGGUUACGGACACGCCUACAUCGGACCCUUUAACCCCGCCCUCUGUCACGCUGCCGCCUUAUAUGCUGAGCACUGGGAGGCGGGGCUUGCCUCUCCUGGCUGCCUUGACACUAAUUGGCCGAACCUUCCUCCCAUAACUCCUCCCAGUAAAGUCCUGUUCACCGUGCUCAGGUUCUUCCGCUGGGCGCACGUUGCUGUCGUCACAGCUCCGUCCGACCUAUGGGAGAGCACCGGACAGGAAGUGGCCGCCGCCCUCAGGUCUCAAGGACUCUGCCAUGGGUCCGGUGGUCACCAUGGAGUCGAGAAGAACGGUGGACCUCGAGAGGCGCUCAGAGAAAUCCAAGAGGCAGACAAGGUCAAAGUGGUGAUCAUGUGCAUGACCUCCGUCCUGAUUGGUGGAGAGGACCAGCGGAGUCUAUUGGCUGCCCUGGACAUGGGGAUGGUUUGAGGCUACGUGUUUAUUCCAUACGACGCCCUGCUGUACGCCAUGCCGUACCAGGAUACAGUGUUCCCUCAGCUGACCAACAGUACGAAGCUUCGUCACGCCUACAGCGCCGUCAUGGACCGUGACCAUGGCGUCCGACGAAACUUCUACGAAGCUUUCCGUCAGGCUCAAAUGAAGCGAGAGAUCCGCUCAGCUGUGGCCGCCACGGAGGUGUCUCCGGUGUUCGGGACCAUCUUCAACAUGGUGUACUUUGUUGCUAAGGCAGUGGAGGAGCGUCGUCAGGCAGGGGGCGGGCACUGGGUGACGGGCAAUCAGCUCGUCCACUCAGACGGAGGCUUCGACUUCCAGGGUUUCAACCAGGUGUUGUACGGAGGGAAGGAGGGGCGGGGCAUGCAGGCCAGGUACGUGGUGUUGGACAGCAGUGGCGACCGACUCGUACCCACUCACUCCCUCGCGCCGUCACACACAGACGGGACAGUCGGAGGUCUGAGACAGCUGAGUCACUCCUUUAACUUCCCCGGAGGAAAACCCCCCACGGCCAGCUUCUGUUGGUUCGAUCCAGAUGUGACCUGCAGCAGCGGUUUGGACUCAACCACAUUAUUCUUCCUCUUCCUGUUAAUCUGCACUGUGAUUGGACUUAUACUUUCCUGGAUCAA